Moneuplotes crassus is the source of this 1364-nucleotide messenger RNA. The record is from the annotation of a GenBank genome assembly. NCBI's taxonomy places the organism in Eukaryota, Ciliophora, Spirotrichea, Euplotida, Euplotidae.
ACCCCCUUAUUUAAACGAAUUGAAGAAGAUCAAUAGCACCAUUGCUAUUAUACCCCUAAAAUCCCACCAAAGAACUAAACCUAAACACUACACUCCCACCCAAGCUUAACUUGAAUCCUGCCAACUCUAAAGACCAGUUUCGGUAAGUUAACUUCCUCAGGACAGGUGGCCACUUCCAGCAUUUUUAUAAGGAGUCUGACGGGUAUGAAAGCUCUAGAAACUCUUAUGGGGGAGCUAAAGAGGUUAGUUGAUGUAUUAUAUACGUUUGGUACCAGUGUUGUUUUGGGAGAUGGACUGAGUGGGGGGUGAUACAGUCUGAGAUCCAAUACUGAAAGAUUGAGGGGGCCGAGAGACAUACCUAGAGACUUGCUCAUAUUUAGUUGAGAAUAAUUGGGAGGAAUUAAAGGAUGACAGAUUGGAAAGACUAAUGGAAGGAGAGGAUUAGCAAACUGGGCUCAAUGUCUUAUGCAGUUAUACCUCAAGCUACACCAAUGGUAGCCAAUCCACUGAGUCACUACAAUUCUUCAUUCUUGGGCAUACAUUAAUGCUGAAUAUUUCAAGAAGCCAGUACCCUAUUGCUAAGAAAUGGCAGUACUUUGGCUGCUGCCUCGUAAUUCUUUAUUGGUCUAUUUACCUAACUUUAUGUUAGCUUCUACGAUUGCUUUCUCAGGUAAUGGAGGAGCCAUUGGGAUUUGUUGCUAUGUCAUUGAUAUUUUGUACCUCUUUGUUGCUAUGAUUACUUAUGGGAUGUUUAUUGCACCAAAAGGAGGUAAAUUUAUAGCUGGAGUUGUUAUUGGAGCGGUUGGAUUUGCUAAUGUAUUGACCUUGAUGAUCCUUAUUAUUAGAUCUAAAAAUAAUGACUGUGAGGAUAGGUUUGAUUGACCGUUGUAUGGAAGUAUUCCAACAGCAGUUUUAAUUUUGAUCUUUGGUUAAGCAAUGAUAUUUCCAAGCCUUUAUUUUACUGCUAUGAUUUUGUCACAUAUACCAUCAUGGGAUCCUAAGAAGGUGCCUGGAAUAGGUGAAGAAAUUGCUGAGAAUGCUGCAGUCGUGAUUGAGAUAAAUGGACAGCUUCCGAAUAUGAACCUUAAUGCUGACCAAAACUACCCCUACGCUAAUCCAAAUCCAGCGAAUCCACAACCCCAAAUGUAUUUCUCUUAGGCUCCACAAAUGGUGGUUAUGGAGCCCUUGCCAAUGGAUCCUAAUGCAGGAAUGCAAAUGGGAGUAGCACCUGAUACUCAAAAUAUUCAAAAUACGGUUCAGCCAAAUUCUCAAGUUUGAUACAACUCUGGAAUUGCAGCUAUGUACACACCGAUUGGCCCAGAUACCACUGUAAAAGAAAACAUUGAAAGAGCCCAAGCUGUUUA